UUCUUCUUUCUUUCUCUGAAAAAAGAAAGAAAAUGAAAAAAAACCCAAGUUGAUGCUAAUAAAUAAUGAUUAGAAUUGAGAAAUGACUUCGAUUAGAUUGUAUGUGGUUGUUUUCCUCACGGCUAAGAUGGUGCUAUUUUGUGUUGUGGAUGAGGUGACUCGUUAUUUGGAGGAACGGUGGGGUUUGUCCGGCACCUUUUGAUGAUAAACUUGGUCGGAAACUCCACCAAUGUCUUCUGAAUCACCUUCUCCAACAGGUUCUCCGCCUUCCCCACCAUCGAAUUCUCCACCUCCACCACCACCACCAGCGCCAGCACCACCACCAGCAACACCCCCACCACCAGCAACACCCCCACCAUCAACAUCACCCCCACCAAAAUCAUCACCGCCACCAUCUUCACCACCUCCUCCACCGCCCACUUCUUCUCCACCACCAAAAGAAUCUCCUCCACCAUCACCGUCACCACCGCCGCCAUCGCCAACUGCCCCUCCGCCUGAUAAUACGCCUUCCGCACCACCCCCACAAAAUUCAAACACUAGUCCUCCUCCCCCACCUUCAAAUAACAAUGGUUCAUCAACACCACCUUCAUCUUCGCCUCCUCCGCCACCACCACCACCUCCUUCACAGGGAAAUUCUUCUCGGUCACCUCCUCCUCCGCCACGACAACUCUCACCACCACACAAGCCGCCACCGCCGCCUAAAAGCUCUUCAACUUCUUCUGACGCAGUGGGGUCCGAGGAUUCUUCUUCGUCCAAGCUGCCUAUCAUAAUUGGAGUUGCGGUCGGGGCAGGGUUGUUGCUUUUAGUAAUGCUUCUGCUCUUCUUGGUAUGCAGAAGAAGGAAGAAGAAGGAGGAGGAGGAUCAGAUUCAGUACUACCCUUCUUCUCACCCAUCCAAAGGUCAUGAAUAUUACAACGGUCCACCUUCACCAUGGACCAACGGAUCCAAACCUAGCGACCACGUUGUUAACAUAACUCCGCCUCCGUCAAGCCAUAGAAAUUGGCCAUCGCCGCCUCCCCCGCCACCCCCGGCAUUCAAUAAUAGUAGUGAGAUGAGUUCUUCCAACUUCUCUGGUCCCCAACGUCCAGCAUUGCCACCCCCACACCCUUCUGUGGCUCUUGGAUUCAGCCAGAGCAACUUCUCCUAUGAUGAGCUAGCAGUUGCAACCGGGGGCUUCACUGCGGCUAACCUAUUAGGUCAAGGAGGAUUUGGUUACGUGCAUAAAGGGGUAUUACCAAAUGGGAAAGAGAUCGCGGUCAAGAGUCUCAAAUCGGGUAGUGGACAAGGAGAGCGAGAGUUUCAAGCCGAGGUUGAGAUUAUUAGCCGUGUCCAUCAUCGCCACCUUGUGUCACUUGUUGGGUAUUGCAUUUCUGGAGGAAGAAAGAUGUUGGUUUAUGAAUUUGUUCCCAAUGGCAACCUUGAUCAGCACCUUCAUGGGAAGGGUGUCCCAACCAUGGAUUGGGCUACCAGAAUUAAAAUCGCAUUAGGAGCAGCCAAAGGGCUUGCUUACCUGCAUGAAGAUUGUCACCCUCGCAUUAUCCACCGGGACAUUAAAGCUUCCAAUAUCCUACUUGACGAUAAUUUUGAAGCCAAGGUGGCGGAUUUCGGAUUGGCAAAGCUAACUCAAGACAACUAUACUCAUGUGUCUACUCGCGUCAUGGGAACAUUUGGGUAUUUGGCUCCUGAGUAUGCGUCAAGUGGCAAGCUAACUGAGAAAUCUGAUGUUUUCUCGUUUGGCGUUAUGCUGUUGGAACUGAUAACUGGAAGGCGUCCUGUGGAUCCCUCCGGGGACAUGGAGGACAGCUUAGUAGACUGGGCCAGACCAAUUUGUGCCCGAGCAAUGCAGGACGGGAACUAUGACGAGCUGGCAGACCGUCUUAUGGAGGACAAUUAUGUCCCCCAGGAAAUGGCACGCAUGGUGGCAUGUGCUGCUGCAAGCAUAAGGCAUUCUUCAAGAAGGCGACCCAAAAUGAGCCAGAUUGUACGUACCUUGGAAGGCGAUGCCUCACAUGAAGACUUGACUGAUGGAAUGAGAGGUAGCAGCAGUGGAUUCUUUGGCUCUAGUAGCUCUGAAUAUGAUGCUGGCUCAUACAGCGCAGACAUGAAGAAGAUUAAGAAGGUGGCACCGAACAAUAACAGCCAGGAAUAUGCGAGCAGUGAAUAUGGUGCAACAAGCGAGUAUGGGCUCAAUCCUUCCUCCUCAAGCAGCAGUGGUCGCUCUAGCAAGGCACAGUCACAGAUUAAACAUUAACUUUCAAAAUAAUAGACGAUAAAGUGUGAUCCUUUUGGAGUCCAGACUCUCCAAAAUUGGGGUUACCAGUAACAUGCUAUUCUUUGUCAAAAUGAUGGUAAAAUGUCAGAUACAUCGAAGGCUCUAACCAAUGUUCAAGACUUAACAUUCAGCAUUGCAUCAUGAGUCGUGCGGGUUUCGUAACUUCAGCUGUUUAUUAGUGAACUUGUUAGUGAAUACUGUUUACUUUACAUUGUCAUGUUUUGUUGCCAUGAUCAUUAAUGGAAUUGUUUGUUUGUGUCGACUACUGAUACUGAACCUUAUGUAAAACAAUGUAUUUGGAGGUAGCUUAUUUAUGUACUAAGAUAUAUAAGAUGAUUGAUAUAAAUGUGGUUUGGAAUU
This is a messenger RNA of Quercus lobata, 2632 nucleotides long. RefSeq names its product proline-rich receptor-like protein kinase PERK7. The transcript is spliced from 9 exons. Lineage: Eukaryota; Viridiplantae; Streptophyta; Magnoliopsida; Fagales; Fagaceae. The record is from RefSeq and is a predicted model, not a curated record. Gene Ontology annotation, molecular function: protein kinase activity; ATP binding. Bases 230 to 2251 code for a protein of 673 amino acids. Gene Ontology annotation, biological process: protein phosphorylation.